This is a messenger RNA of Bradysia coprophila, 2329 nucleotides long. RefSeq names its product putative cytochrome P450 313a4. Lineage: Eukaryota; Metazoa; Arthropoda; Insecta; Diptera; Sciaridae. The record is from RefSeq and is a predicted model, not a curated record. Gene Ontology annotation, molecular function: iron ion binding; oxidoreductase activity, acting on paired donors, with incorporation or reduction of molecular oxygen; heme binding.
AUGUCAAAGCUCGAUUUAACAAAUAUACUCAGCGUAUUGAUCAUGCUGGUCUUCAUCAAAAUACCAACAACAUCUUCCGAACUUACCGACAGUGAAAUUAUCAACUCUGAAACAUAUAAAGCAUUUUUGAACAAUUUGUUGAAUACAUCGAAACAACUUCAGCGUACACAAGAAGCUGGCAACAAAGCCGUAAGAGAGCAAAAAGAAAAUGAGUCACCAUACGAGCGAGUGAUACGAAAUUUACGCACAAAUUGGGAGACGCCAAUGAAUUAUUUACAAGAGCGUGGCUACUUCAAAAAUGCAGAACCGAAAAUGGAUAGUAACAGUAGCCCUCUCUCAAUGGACGCAUAUAAUUUGAUAAAUGAUGCGUCAUUGAAUCCCUCAACGUCCAAGAAUUUGUAUAAUUUUCCUGCUGUUCCGAAUGCAAUACUGUCAACUGACAGAACUGAUCGGAACUGCAACUAUCCUAGCAUGUACAAUGAUUUAGCGUGUUUUGAUCAGUAUUUUGGAGAAAGUAUGACUAAAAGUAUCAAAGACAAAUGGAAUUCAUGGUUUCAUAAGAAUCAAUCUACAACCACCACCACUACCUCAACCACUACGACCACAAAUCCUCCUACCACAUCGACCACAACACCGUACCCGAUCGCCAAUAAAACAACCGAAGUUAUUUCUGAUUUGAGCUUGCAAGACGCAAAAGAUGGCCUCGAAUUUUUCAAAAUCUACAAUGAUUUUAUGCUUGCCAAACUGGCAUCAAAGCUCUCUCAAGAUGCACAUGAGCGUCGAAUGUUAAAAAGUACGCAAAAUCAAAAUGAGAACCAAGAACAAAAUGCACUACCUCCAGUAUUCCAGAAUCCGACACAAGCUCCCCAUUUGCUUGAUUUUUCAACGAUAAAUGAGAACGACAUACAAAUUUUGAAGGAAUUGGACUCAUGUUUGAAAAAUAAAAAAAGUUCAGCGAAUUCGGAUGAGGUCGUAAAUACCACCACUGAAUUAAUCAAGAAGUUCAAAUCGCCUAUUCGAUUCUGGUUAGGUGGUCAUUUCAUAUUGUACUUCACGAGUCCCGAAGAUGUUGAAACGAUCAUGACAUCGCCACAAUCACUGGACAAGGGAUCAAUAUACAAGAUAAUUGAAUUUGUAGUUGGUGGAGAUGGCUUAUUUAGUAUGGGUGGUGAUAGUUGGAAGAAGCAUCGAAAAUUGCUCAAUCCUACUGUGCAAAACUACAACAUCCUGAAUAGCUUUUAUCCAAAAUUCAAUAGUAACAUGAGACUGAUGACAGACUUGUUGGAGCAAAAAGUGGGAAAGGAAUUGUUUGAUAUCUACGAUCACUUGGAAGCGUGUUCAUUAGACAUGAUUUGUGUUUUAAUGCUGAUGGCCGGCAUUCAAAUAUUUCAACCGUGGUAUAGACUGUAUCCCAUUUAUCGCCUAUCAAAAUACUACAAAAUUGUUGAGAAAAGCAAAAGGGAUGCUCAUGCUUAUGUAAAGCAGAUUUUGGACAAGAAAAUAGAGGAGUUCAGGAAUCAUAACGAAGACACGAAAGGAAAUUCAUGUGAAAUUGACGAGUUCGGCAAAGCUCGCUAUAACAUCUUUAUUGACGAAAUUGUCAGACUAUCAAUUGAUCGUAGAUGUUUUACCGAACAUGAAAUGCUAGUACAAGCUUUUACAAUGAUGUCUGGGGGAUUCGAAACUACAGCUUUAACUGUCUCAUAUAUUGUACUAAUGUUGGCUUUACAUCCCGAGUACCAAGAAAGAGUUUUUGAAGAACUUCGUGAAAUUUUCACAGACCAACGAUCUGAUGUGACUGCGGAGGAUAUCUCAAAGUUCAAGUACACGGACCAAUUUAUCAAAGAAACAAUGCGAUUUACUCCAACCGUUCCAUUUGUAACCAGAUACGCGAAAAAAGAUUUUCAAAUUGGAAAACACACAGUGCCAGAGGGAACCGAGUUAAUUGUAUCUAUUUUCCAUUUGCACCGAAAUACCGCUAUUUAUGGGGAAACCGCAGACACUUUUGAUCCAGACCAUUUCCUUCCAGAAGUUGCUAGAGACAGACAUCCUUAUUCGUUCGUUCCGUUUUCCGCAGGAAUGCGCAAUUGCAUCGGCAUGAAGUAUGGACACAUUGUGGUUCGUAUGUUUGUGGCAUGGAUCGUUCGAAAUUAUCGCUUUACAACAAACUUAAAAAUGGAAGAACUCACUUUCAGGAUGAAUAUUACAAUGAAAUUAGCACAAGGUCACAUGGUUCAAGUACAUAAACGAGAAAAUUAUUGAGAAACAUUCAACUGAAAUAUAAAUGUGAAGUCAUUCAAUCUGUACGCAAUUCAAUUUUAAAUGCAUG